This is a messenger RNA of Cyanistes caeruleus (blue tit), 3041 nucleotides long. The record is from RefSeq and is a predicted model, not a curated record. Lineage: Eukaryota; Metazoa; Chordata; Aves; Passeriformes; Paridae.
UACGGCGCCUACCCGUACCCUGCCCCGCAGGGCCCCGCCGCCUUCCCGCCACCACGCCUGCAGCACCCCCAGUACCCCACAGCCAGCACCUCACAGGAUGGCUUGCCGGCAGCUCCACUGCCCACCUUCACGUCGCCCGGUGGCUUCUCGGCCCCCGGCACCGCAUACCCAGAGCUGGGCACCCCAGCCCAGCCAGGCUUCCAGCCCCAAAAUCCCUACCAAGCCCCGAGCGCCUUUGCUGGGGCAGCCACCGUGCCGGCAGCACAACCUGCCCUCUACCAGAGCCCAGCAGACAUAGCUGGCGGGCACCAGAAACCACGGCAGACCUCUCUGGCUGACCUAGAACAGAAGAUCCCCACCAACUACGAGGUCAUUGGUGCGGCCACCAGCUCCUCUGCCGUGCCUGACGUCACCUUCAGCACUGCACCGGCAAGCGGUGGCUACGAGCAGUACAAGGCACCUGAGACCCGGCCGGCUGAGAGAACCAGCACGGCACCAGGCCCCUCAGCCAGCUAUUCUUCUGAGUCCCUCUAUACCAGUCUGGAGCAGAACAUCCCCCGUAACUAUGUGAUGAUCGAGGACAUCAGCGAGCUCACCAAGGACAGUCCAGCAGUGGAUGGGCAGAAAGCAGAGCCGGUGGGCACAAGCACCGAUAGCCGCCACAGCAGAGAGAAGAGUGAUCUAGGGGACACCGAGGGCUCCAGCCGUCCCUGCUGCUACAGCAAAGCCGAGGAGGAGUCUGAGGAGGACAUCUAUGAUCACCAUGGCCCUGACCAUCGUGGGAAGAACAGCUACUACCGGGGCACAGAAAGUAAUGGCAGGGUGUCAGGGAGCUCCACCAGCUCAAGCUACUACUAUGGGGACAGUGAGUACCGGCACUCCUCACGGAUGGACAAGCACGGCUCUGGCACACCACUACCGAAGCAUUCAUCCAAGAACCUGGCACCCGCCGUCAUCUCCUCCAAGCGCAGCAAGCACAGGAAGCAAGGCAUGGAGCAGAAGAUCUCCAAGUUCUCCCCCAUUGAAGAAGCCAAAGAUGUGGAGUCAGACCUGGCCUCCUACUCAACAACCAGCUCGAUUGGCAGCAGCAAUGUGGCCUCCAGGGCCAAGAAGCUGCAGGAUGAGAUCACCUACGGCCUGAAGAAGAACGUCUAUGAGCAGCAGAAGUACUACGGUGUCUCCAGCCGGGAUCUGGUGGAUGAGGAGGAGCGGGUCUACUCUUCCAGCAGCAGAACCCGCUCCUCUGGCUAUGGGAUGGAAAAGUCCUCCGGUCGGGAGAUGGGCGGCCGGAGCAAAUCCUAUGAGCGGGAAAGCAUGGAACGCUCCCAGAAAGUCAGCUCCAAGCCCUCAUCCCUCAGCAUGAGCCAGAGCCGUGGGCGGGCGCCCAUGCGCUCUCAGCCCUCGGAGGAGGAGAGCCCCGUCAGCCCCAUGGGGAAGUCAAUGGGGGGGUCACGCACUGCGGGAGGGCCGGGCCCCCAGUCAGCGGGGGACCCCUGCUCCCAGUUCUGCUCCAGCCACUCGUUGCCUGAUGUGCAAAAGCACAUCAAAGACGUGCCAAGGAGUCACUCGUACAAGCACGAGGAGGGCUACGGCAUGGAUGAUACCCAUUGCGUUGUCUCAGACAGCGAAGCCUAUCAUUUGGGUCAGGAGGAGACAGACUGGUUUGAUAAGCCCAGGGAGGCGCGGGCAGAGAGGGUCAGGCACUACGGUGGCCACUCUUCCUCGCAGAAGAGACCCCCAGUUAAGCACACCUACCACGAUUAUGACGAGCCCCCCGAUGAAGACCCGUGGCAGCACGACGAUUACCCCCAGCACCGUGAGCACCGGCACCACAGGGAGUACGAUCGCCAUGCUGGCUCCUCCCGGCACGCCAGCGACGAGCCGCCACGCCGCUCAUCAAAGCAGCACCCACGAGAAUCCGGCCGCCAUGAGCCCCGUGGCCAUGGGCCUUCAGCCGGCCCCAAGAAGGCGCAGCAGCCCGAGUCCCGUGCGCCUUACGGCCCCAGCUCCGCUGAUUAUGCCCCAUCAUCCCGCCCCGCUGCUCACCACCAUGGCACUGAGACCCCCAAGGCACAGAAACCUUCCCAGCCGCAUGGGUCGGCCACGCCAGCGCCGAAGCCGGAGCCCCUCACACACCCACAGCAGCCAGCGGCCAGGCAGCAGCAGGCCGGGCAGCCGGCAGCGCGGCAGCAGCCGGCAGCACGCCAGGCUGCCCAGCCAGCAAGCUCGGCACAGCCUGAGACCAGGGGCAGGACACAGGGACCCCCCUCGUCCCGGCCACAGCAGCAGCAGCCAGGGCCAGCCCAGGCCGCAGGGAAGGCACCGGCUACACUCCACACACAGCCGGGCGGACACCCAGCACCGGCGACAAAAGCAGAGCCGACAGACACAUCCAAACCUGCAGCAAAAGUGCCACAGCAGCCGGGGAGAGCGCCAUCAGCACAGCCCCUGGGAGCAGCAGCAGACAGCAAGGCCGGUCCAAGGGCGGCUGGGCCACGUGGUCCCGCGGGCAUGGCCACGGGGCAGCCCAGCGGGGAAGGAGAGAGUGUCUUCUCCAAAAUCCUGCCAGGGGGGGCAGCGGAACAAGCAGGCAAACUGACUGAAGCGGUGUCAGCUUUCGGCAAGAAGUUCACUUCGUUCUGGUGAGAGAACGGCACAAGGAGUUUGGGAAGCGAGUGGAGAUUUGAGUCGUUGCAGUGGAAAAACCUAUGAAGAAGCCAAUGAAUUCAGCACGCGGCGCCAGACUCUGAGUAUAACGGUGAGUGUACAGGGCACACCUGCACACAAGUCCCCUCUGCCAUUCCAUCUCUCAGGUUCCAGCGGCACCACUAUCCCCCAAGCACCUGCGAAGCCCUGCCUCGACACACUCCCAGCCCCCGGCUGGGAAAGACGUAGCACGGACCCAUGCCCUUCGUGCUGGGCCAUUCAUCCCAUCUUCAUCCCCAGGUAGUGGCCCCAAGCCAAGGCGUGGAGGCUUGGCCUUGUUCCAAAGUCUCGGCAGCGCUGGUGCAGACCCUGGGUUUCCAGGGAAGGUUUGGGCG